UCACGUCAAUCCGCACGCAACUCGGUUCCUCGGUACCUCCCGGUAAAUCAGUCAAGAUGGCCGCCGCGAUCAAAGCCCUCAAUGCGAAGAUUCGCUCCAACCCGUACACGGAUUACUUUUGCUCGACUCAUUUCUGGGGCCCGGCGAGUAACUUUGGUAUCCCGAUUGCGGCUAUUGCGGACAUGAGCAAAGAUCCUGAGAUCAUCUCCGGCCGUAUGACCGGCGCCCUUACCCUGUACUCCGGCACAUUCAUGCGCUACGCCAUGGCCGUAACACCAGCAAACUACCUGCUCUUCGGCUGCCACGCCAUCAACUUCAGCUCGCAACUCGUUCAAGGGUACCGAUACCUCAACUACUGGAACUUCGGCGGCCGGGAAGCUAGCCUGGCGGGCAAGGCGGAUAAGGCCAAGGAUGAGGCAAUGGGUAUGGUGGGAAAGGCGGAGCAGAAGCUCGAGAAGGUCGCCGAGGAUGUCAAGGGCGUCAUUCCGAAAUAAAUGGGAUAAAGCAGAAGUGCAUGUCGGAGCAGAAGACGCCUAUUGUGCAUAUACCAAUUGAUGAGC
Messenger RNA from Alternaria alternata, 560 nucleotides. RefSeq names its product UPF0041-domain-containing protein. NCBI's taxonomy places the organism in Eukaryota, Fungi, Ascomycota, Dothideomycetes, Pleosporales, Pleosporaceae. The record is from RefSeq and is a predicted model, not a curated record. The coding region runs from base 57 to 494 and encodes 145 amino acids. The transcript has 3 exons. Gene Ontology annotation, cellular component: mitochondrial inner membrane. Gene Ontology annotation, biological process: pyruvate import into mitochondria.